AUGGGGAAUACUUUGAGCGGAAUUCUGGCGGAGAUUGUAAUGGACGAAUUGGUUUCUUUUGUGAUCACUACUCUAACAUUCAUGAUCCCGUUUUUCUGGCUGUAUGUUGACGACUCAAUAACAGCAAUACCCGAGGGAUGCCACGAUAUAAUACUUGAAGCUUUUAAUACCUUCCACCCUAAGAUUCAGUUUACCAUCGAGAAAGAAGAGAACAUGAAAAUAGCGUUCUUGGACGUGGAAGUUCAGAGGACGGAGAGUGGAGAACUGACAACAAACUGGUAUGUCAAGUCAACAAAUUCAGGUAGAAUACUGAAUUUUCGUUCGAAUAACCCAAUCAACCAUAAGAUGAGCAUAAUAAGGGGACUACUGUACAGAAUGGUGAAUUUGAGUCAUGUUUCUUAUCAUGAUGCCAACUUGAGACGAAUAAGGACCACCUUGAGCAACAACAACUACCCCAAGAGUUUUGUCAACCAGUGUAUACACUCGUUUUUCACAAACCAGCAUGGCCGUACAAGUGUUCAGGGGACCACAUCGGAUAGCCGAUAUUUCAGAUUUCCAUUUGUACAGGGCCUUUCACAAGCAAUCAAUGGUGCCCUCAAUAACAACACCCAGUUAGCAUAUUAUAAUGUACAAACCACCAAUUGCCUGUUUACACGGUUGAAAGAUCCUACACCGUUGGACAUGUUGUCAAAUGUGAUUUACAGAAUACCUUGUUCGUGUGGAAAAUCAUACAUAGGUCAGACUAGACAAUAUCUGAAGUUGAGAAUAGGACAACACAAAAAUUAUUGUAAAAAUCACAAUCAGGCCAAAACAAACAAAGCAGCAUUAGCCCUGCAUCACUUUAGUACUGGACACGAUUUUAAGUUUGAGGAGACAACAGUUUUGGAUAGGAAGUCCAAUUGGUUUAGGCGGAAUAUGGGGGAGAUGGUGCAGAUUCAGUUGACCGAAAACAUAAAUCUUAGAACUGAUUGUUUGGGUCUAAGCGCUAUAUACCAUAACAUCAUAAAUUUAUUUUCCCAACACAGAAUUUAG
This is a messenger RNA of Coccinella septempunctata (seven-spotted ladybird), 1032 nucleotides long. RefSeq lists its product as uncharacterized. NCBI's taxonomy places the organism in Eukaryota, Metazoa, Arthropoda, Insecta, Coleoptera, Coccinellidae. The transcript has a single exon. The coding region runs from base 1 to 1032 and encodes 343 amino acids. The record is from RefSeq and is a predicted model, not a curated record.